Gallus gallus (chicken) is the source of this 6742-nucleotide messenger RNA. RefSeq names its product WD repeat and coiled coil containing (gene WDCPL). The transcript has 3 exons. NCBI's taxonomy places the organism in Eukaryota, Metazoa, Chordata, Aves, Galliformes, Phasianidae. The record is from RefSeq and is a predicted model, not a curated record. The coding region runs from base 305 to 2515 and encodes 736 amino acids. Gene Ontology annotation, molecular function: kinase binding.
CUCCUACAAAAACGUCCAGUAAUUGGUUAAACCUUGUUAGGCAUCACAUGAAGAUGAUAACUCCUCCCAGGAAAAGACAUAGCAAAAGCAGCUUUGACAUGGAUUUAUACUUAGAAGAGCAGCUGCAGGCUUACUGGGAAGGAGUUCACAAGACAGGCUCUUCGACAACUAGCAGAAAAGGAAAAAACAAAACAGCUUCAUUCUGCAAAGGAAGGGAAGGAAAUAAAAGAUAUUUUUUUCCUGAUCGUGACCUGCAAAUGAAUUCCAUGGAUUCUCAUCUUUAACAGACAGAGAGCCUAAAAAUAUGGAGCUGGGAAAGGCGAAACUGUUGAGAACCGGCCUCAAUGCUUUAUACCAAGCCAUCCAUCCUGUGCAUGGAAUUGCCUGGACAGAUGGGAAGCAAGUGAUACUGACUGCUUUAUACUAUCAUAAUGGAGAGCUGAAGUUUGGAGACUCAAGUGUUGUCGGUCAAUUUGAACAUGUGCAUGGGCUUUACUGGGGCCCGUGUUGCUCUACAGAAACCCCAGCUCUGCUUGCUGUUCAGCAUAAAAAGCAUGUUAGCGUUUGGCGGCUGGGCCACAGCACCACGGAGAAAAACAAACCCUUGAUUUCUCAGACUUGUGAAAUCGGUGAGCCGUUCCCAUUGCUUUCCCAGGGCUGUGUGUGGCAUCCAAAAAAGGAGGUCUUGGCUGUCCUUACAAAAAGAGAUGCUUCAGUCUUGCACACUGUUCGAACGGACAAUACCAGAGUUAAGGCAGAUAUCAAAAGCAGUGGGCUUAUUCAUUGUGCUUGCUGGACUAAGGAUGGUAAUCGCUUAGUAGUUGCUAUAGGUAGUGCCCUGCAUUCCUAUAUAUGGGAUGAUGCUCAAAAAACUCUAAACGCCUGCUCCUUUUGUCCAGUGUUUGAUGUGGGAGGCUAUAUCUGUGCUAUAGAAGCCACACUGGAUUUCCAAAUUGCUGUAGCUACUGAGCUUCCUUUAGAUAAUAUCUGUGGUUUGAACGCGGGCAUUACAUUUGAUAUGCCAUCUGGUGCUGACACUAGCUCCUUAACCUCGCAGUCUACUACAGCACUUGGUGAUGAAGAAUACUCCAUGGACUUGCGAAGAAAGUCCACAGACUCCGAUAGAUCAGGCACAGUUGAUUCAGUAGCUUCUUCUUCAUCAGGUCCUUUGGAUUUAACCCACAUCCUUGCAAACCACCGUCGGUCUGAUCCCAGUCCUCUUAUUACUCUGAAACGCAAAGACUCUGCAGCAAUAAAUGGUCAAGAUUCUUCUUACCUGAUCUUGGUGACUUUUGAAAGGAAGGUAACCACCACCAGAAAAGUCAACAUCCCAGGUAUUCUGGUUCCUGAUAUAAUGGCUUUUGACCUGAGAGCUCAGAUUGUGGCAGUAGCCUCUAAUACUUCUAACAUUGUUUUGGUGUAUUCAGUAACCUCUUCCUGCAUGCCCCAUAUUCAACAAAUCCAGCUGGAAAAAAAUGAAAGACCAAAAGGUUUAUGCUUUUUGACAGAUAAACUCCUAUUAAUAUUAAUCGGGAAGCAAAAGUUCCCUGAGCCGAGUCUUAUUCCAUCUUCAAGUUCGGACAGGUAUGUAAUGCGCUUGAUGAUCAAAGAACUGAUGCUGGAAGAAGAUGCUACAACGCUGCCAGACACUAAGCAGCAUAUGCUUUAUAACUUUGUAUCGUCUGUGAACAUACCUGGAAAAAGAAAGUUCUUUGAAAACCUUGCCACAGAAGACCAACAUCAAAGCAGAGACCUGCUAAUACCAAGAAGUACAGUUAUUCAAUCUCCCAGCGGCAGGAGAAGACUCAUCGAAGAAGUGAAGAGCCCUAGUUAUGAGCAGAGCUCUUCAUCAAGUGUUAGUGACUUGGAUGAGAAAAAGCUCCCGGGUGACCCCUCUGUUGCCUUGGAAACUCUGGAUGCUGAACCUAUCAAUCGUUCAAUGGCUCUUCUUGGUUUUGGAACAGCUAGCAGGCUUUCCAGCAGACCAGCUUCUCCUAAAGUGCAGUUCAAUGUAAUUGAAGAAACAUCAAGUUCUCCUAAAAACAACAAUUUGCCAAGUGAAAGAGGCAUGAGUCACAUAUCUAGAAAUUUAGAGAGACUCUGUGGCAGUUUCAAUGACUUACAGCUGAGUCUUUCUGAAAUAACAGACUUUGCUAAGAACGGGAGAAGGGUAUCUUUAGCCUACCCAAGUUCACAAGAACCACCGGUCAUUCAUAUCACUUACCAGAAAAAUUUUUCAAAUGGAGCAGUUACUGAAGAAACAAAAGAUGUUCUCCUCUGUGAUGGCAAGAUCCACUUGAAUUUAGUCCAGCAGCUGUUUGACCUGAGCAUUAUUGAAAUGAAACAUGGCUCUUCUUGGAUCGUGCUCACUGCAGACAAGGAUGGCUUUGUGCCAUUAAUAUUCAAAGCAAGACAGGACAUAAUCAUAAGGGAUGGAGCUGACAGUUCAGAAGUCUGCGGUCGCCACACCUACAAAAAGGGCAGUUUAAUGCAGCCACCAAGCAGAGUGACAUAAGCACUCACCAGAGAGCACCAAUGAUCCCUUUUUUGUUUUGCUAAAGCAAUACAGAGACGUUCUGUGGUAUCAGACACUGAGUGACUAGAAAGCUGUCUUCACUACUUUCAAUAUAAUUUGGACUAAAAUCUGUGGCACUGUCACACAAUAGCUGAGUCCUAGGGUUGACUACACCCUUAUGAUUUCUUUGGGAUGAUCAGAGCUAGAAUGGAGUUAUUGCCAGUGUUAUUAAUUGUUAUUAAUAACGUUUUGUUAUUAAUGACUGCCAGUGGACUGGAGCAGUGACAAGCCUCUAAUUGUGGUCAGGACGUUUUGGGAGAAACAACAGUAUGCUAAAAAUUAUGCAGUAAAAACCAGCCUAACCAGUAUGGGAGUACAGCCUACACAAAAGCUGGAGAAAGCGCUACUAAUGAGCAUUUAUGCUAAGGAAAACUGCAAAAAGAGAAGGGAAAGCACUUUUUGGCUCUAUAUGGAGUUCCUAUGGGUCCCAUGGAAACCUGCAUCAUUUUCAGAAAUGCAUAAUUCUAACAUGAAAAUGUUCAGCUACAAAUACGGCUGCAUCGCUGUCUCCUGUCACUGUCUCACGCAGCAUGGAGAUUUAUACAUGCACACUGAAGAGAAAGGAAAAAAAAAACCAACAACUUGUCUGCUAAAUUAAAGAUCAAAGACAUUGAGUGUAAAUGUCAUUUGGCUAAAUGCAGAUGUCUGUGCUGAACUUUCCAUCCAGGCACACGUAUGAUCAGACAAAUAAAGGAGAACACUCCCAUAGCAAAUUAUUCGUGUCCUACCAUAGUUUCUAAUACUGGUCAUUGUGAACCAUCCCUAUCAAAUAAGUAAUUAAGUGCCUAUUCCUUUCUACUGGCUGCUAAGCAAGCUGGUGUGACUGCUCUGAAUACAGACACUUACAUUUAUUCAGAUGAACCUCACUUUCAGAGACAAGGGCUAAUACAAAUACACCUGAGAACAGUUUCAAUUCAUUGAAAUAAGUAAUGUCCUUCUCAUGCAAAUGUCUUCCCAGAGACUAAGACAUCAUCAUUCUAACCAGCCUGCAAGCUCAGGUGUGUGAUGUAGCUGGGCAUAUUUGUACUGCCAGAUAUCUAAAUGAUGUAAUGUAUUUUGAAGAAGCAAAAUAUAGUUGAACAACAUCCUUGUGUCUCACAGCAGAACCUGAUGUUUAAAAUACAUAGGCCUGUGGCCAAGUAAACUUAAAUUAUAAUUAACUAGAAAUGAUGGAAGGUUAUAUUUUAUAGGAAUACUUAGGCUAAACUAAAGGAAGAACUAAAGGAAAAUUUUUUGGACAAGUAUUGCCUUCUAAAGGGAAUGGUGAUAGUCCCACAGGUUGGUCUUCUUAAUAUGAGGCUAUUGAAACAUAAAAUAUGUGUUAUACGGAACAGAUCUGCACUACAAACAUACAAAACUGAACAAAAAUGGGACUGAGCCUCCCAGGUUGGUUACACACCAACACACUUCCAUCUGUACUCCAUAGUUUCUUUGAGUUCAUGAUAUGCAUUAUUCCAAAGGAUUCCUUGUUGUUGGAGGAAUACUCACGUUGCCCAUCUUGUCAUCUUCAUGCCUUAGUGCCAUCACAGCAACCAAAGGGGGGAAAUGUUAACUCUUCAGAUCAGGAAGUAUAUGCAUCAAAGCUGCCUCAGAACUCGUAAUUAUCACUAGACAUUUCAAUGUCAGCCUGCCACACUACCAUUUGAAUUGUUUAUGUACUACUUUUCUACAAAAUGAUCUGAAUGUUGAGAACAGGAAUGAAAAGAGCUUCUGCGCCGGAAUGGCUAUCAAAGUUUGGUUUGGUUCAAUGGAGAUAAAAGGAGGCCAACAAACUUUCAGAUGACAGAACAAUUAGUUUCAGGGCAUAGCUAGCUGACUGUUAUAUUCAAAAACUUAGUUCUGUGAUGUUUAACUAACUUUUUUUGUUGUAAUUCGGGGACAUUGUUUUCCCUUGCUGUAUGAUUCAUGGACCAAAGUAGGAACUAGUCUGUCUGAAGGCACUACUGUUACUCAGCACAAUUAGUAUAGUCACAAAUAGGGAACCCCACUUCUCAUUUGAGGACAUUCAGAAUUGCACAGGAUGGCUUAGGAAAAGUGUUCUUUACAAUCAAUUAAAAAUUAAUAGAGUUAAAAAACAGCAAUACUUUCCAUGCUUCUGAACACACAUCAUGCACAUCUAACUCAAAUUGAAAAUGUUUAAAUCAUAUGCAUGCAAUUACAACCAAAUGACUCCUAAGCGAAGAAAUAUUUGUUUACAGGUAAUGAUUUAGGGGUCCAGUGCAGAAGUAUUUUAUAUAGUGUCUAUCACAGGGCUGUAAAUGUAAAAUUGGAAGUAAUAAAAACGCUGGAGGAAGUGCAGAAGGAAUUUAUGUAAAGCAGAGGAUAAAUUUUCAGCUUUGGUUUGGAUGGAGAACAGAUGGAGAAUCAGUGAAGUAGAGAGAUAGGAGACUGUUCUAUUAAGCACAAGCUGUACAGAAGAUUUUUGCACAAACAAUGAAAAAUGCAUGUGGAAAAAGAGUCUGUGCUCAGUUGAGCAGACCGUAGGUUGUGAAAAGGAGAAAAGCGCAGAUUGGGAAGCAUUCACCUUCCUCCAGCAAGGCUAUUUUAUAACCAGUGGCCAAAACAGAAAAAAGAGAAGAGUUGUUGGGGUCACUUCCAUGUUGUGAAGGGGCUAAAGCCCUCUUUCAGGCUUCUUCUGUCAUCAGCAGAAAACUUGGGCUCCUCCAGGAGAGCAGUGGGAGUACCUGUGCUGACUCCUGCCUAGAGUCACCUUGUGGGGAAGUCUCUUUCAUAAUUUAAACAAAGGAAAGCUAAGGAACCUUGGGGCUUAAAUUAGAAGCCAAAGCUUAACAGUUACACUCAACAUGCCAUACCGGUGGCACUCAGAACACUUCAUGGUAUACCAGCUCCUCCUUCCCUUGUGGGGAAUAAACAGCAUACCAGAAAAUUGGAAUUUCCAUUUAAAUUCUUCUGCAUUUUUAUCCAGCACAUUUAUAUAUAUUUAUAUACGUUUAUAUACGUUUAUAUGCAUCCUCUCCAUCCUGGAGAGAUCUGAGUGGACAGCCACAGAGAUGAGGCUUCCCAGGGAGGUGGUUGAGUCACCAUCCCUGCAUGUGUUUAAAAACUGUUUGGAUGUGGUGCUCAGGAACAUGAUUUAGUGGAGGGUUGUUAGUUAGUAGUAUGGUACUAUGGUCAGGUUGUGGAUGGACUCGAUCUUUAAGGUCUUGUCCAACCUGUGCGAUUCUAUGAUUCUAUGACUGGGGACCUGGAGCAUCUCCUUAUGAGGAAAGACUGAGAGCCCUGGAACUGUUCAGCCUGGAGAAGAGAAGGCUGAGGGGGGAUCUGAUCAAUGCUUACAAAUAGCUGAAGAGCGGAAGUCAAGCAGAUGGGACCAGUCUCUGUUCAGUGGUGCCCAGCAACAGGACAAGGGGCAGUGGGCGCAAACUGGAACACAGGAAGUUCCAUACAGACACGAGGAAGAACUUCUUUAUGGUAAGGGUGACAGAGAACAGGAACAGGCUUCCAGAGAGGUUGUGCAAUCUCCUUCUCAGGAGAUAUUCAAGACCCACCUGGGUGCCUCCCUGUGUAACUUGCUGUAGGGAAGCUGCUUUAGCAGUGGGUAGAACUAGAUGAUCUCCAGAGGUCCGUUCCAACCACUACAAUUCUGUGAUUCUGUAAUUCUGUGAUUUCAGGUGCUGGUAUAUCAUUACUUUCAAGUACAAUCUGCUCCAAAUUAUAGCUGAAACUUACCUUACGUUUUCUAUAGCUUUGCUGUUAAGCAUGUGGUGUCUGUUUUAGUCUUCUGGUUCCUUGUGUUGCCACCUCCUUGAGGAACUGCUAAGAACAGGAGUGUUACAUGACAGGUGGUUGGGUUUUUUUCCCCCCCUCUUUUGAUUUUGAAAACAGUAUAGUGAAAACAAUAAUAAACAAUAUAAAAAUGUAAUGUGACAAAAUCAAAGUCAAUUGAAUACCUGUUGGCCAAUCUGUGAUGCUGACUUUGCACAGUGAAAUAUUUCUUUGGUAUUCAUCAUAACAACUAAAAAGUCAGAGUUCAUUGCAGGUGUAUGAAGUGAACACUGCAUGACCCUCAACUAAUUCGUUCCCCUUCUUCCUCCGCUAUUACUAAAGACCUGGGUACCCUUGAAUAAAGCUCCAGAAAAUUACUAUCUGUACUCAUGCUAAAAAUCUCAGUUAUAAAUUUCCUUUUAACACACUUUCAAUCAUUUA